This is a messenger RNA of Mus caroli (Ryukyu mouse), 1284 nucleotides long. It is a transcript of the gene Ndufaf3, whose product is annotated as NADH:ubiquinone oxidoreductase complex assembly factor 3. The record is from RefSeq and is a predicted model, not a curated record. NCBI's taxonomy places the organism in Eukaryota, Metazoa, Chordata, Mammalia, Rodentia, Muridae. Gene Ontology annotation, cellular component: mitochondrial inner membrane. Gene Ontology annotation, biological process: mitochondrial respiratory chain complex I assembly.
ACGGUUGGGGAAAGCAGCGAUUUCGAGACUAGCUAGGGAAACCUUAGCCAUCCGCCCCGCCCCCGAAGCCCGACUCUCCAAAGCCUGGGAUUAAGGGCCUGGAGGCUGGCACCACACCCUGGCCAGGUGUUCAUAACAGGACCAGGGACUGUCGCUGGAGGCCUGGGGCGGGGUGGGCGACAGGUGCUGACACACCCGCAUGGGGAGACAGAGGCUCUGCAUUGGCCCACUGCGCCGUUCAAGGUGCGCGGUGCCCUCCGGGACACAGGGGGCGCUGUGGCUGCUUUGAGACAGACAACUCUGUCCCUACGACCGGGUCAUUAAGCGCCGUUGCAGCCAUGGCCACUGCUCUAGGAUUUCGCUGCCUUUUCCGAACGCGACCUGCGCCGCUCUGUCGGCACGUCGACCGGCUUUGGAGGAACCCGCGUCGGGGACACCGGCUUUCUCCGGCGGACGACGAGUUAUACCAGCGGACUCGCAUCUCUCUGCUGCAAAGCGAGUUCCCUCAGGCCGUGUACAUCGACAGCUACAGUAGCAGAGGUUUCACUAUCUGCGGAAAUCGCGUGUUUGGCCCUUGCGUGCUGCUCCCACAGACGGUGGUCCAGUGGAACGUGGGAUCUCAUCAGGAUAUCACUGAAGAGAGCUUCUCCCUCUUCUGGAUGCUGGAACCUAGGAUAGAGAUUGUUGUGGUGGGCACUGGAAACAAGACUGAGCGGCUGCACCCUCAGGUACUACAGGCCAUGAGGCAGCGGGGAAUUGCUGUGGAGGUACAAGACACGCCCAAUGCCUGUGCUACUUUCAACUUCCUGUGCCACGAAGGUCGAGUGACAGGAGCUGCCCUCAUUCCCCCUCCUGGAGAGACUGCACUGGCUUCUUCGGGUCAAGCCUCAGAAUGACACAUCAGGAACCAUCAAGGAGGGCACUGCAUGCUCUCCCAACACUUUCCCCACACUUGUCAUGCUCACCCAGGAUAAUGUAUUCUCCUCUUACAUAUUAGUGUUGCUCAGUUUGGCUGCAGAUGGGAAGGGGGGCGGGGACGACUAAGGGUUGUUUUCACCCAUACAAUGUAGGAUUCCCUGGUCCCUUAAAGGCUAGGAGGCAGUGGUUCAUAUGCAGAUUUGAGGAGGCCCCAAUAGCUUUCCCAACUUCUUUAGAAGUAGAACUGUAGGUCCAUGAAGUCCACAGGGCAUGGCCCAAGGCUCUGUCACAAAUGAGGAGACUAUAUGCUAUGAACAUGUGUGAUGGUGGGGACCACAAAAAUUGCAAGUGCCCAUUGAACUCAAA